CGGACAGUGGGACAGUGGGACAGUGGGACGGGGUGGGGGCGCGGAGCGCGAGAGACAUGAGCAGAGGUGCGCGCGCCUGUCCGGGGAACCAUGAAGCUGCCGAACACCUUGAGCAUCAUGAUACUAUGGAUCAUAGUGGCGCUGCGGAGGGAGCGGGGCCGUGCGGAGGAAGUUGUCCUGCUCAACUCAAAGGAAUCUCAGGCAGAGCUGGGCUGGACCUCACACCCUGCUAAUGGGUGGGAGGAGAUCAGUGGAGUGGAUGAGAAGUACAAGCCCAUCAGGACCUACCAGGUGUGCAACGUCAUGGAGCCCAAUCAGAACAACUGGCUGCAGACAGGCUGGAUUUGGCGCCAGGGCGGCCAGCGAAUUUUCAUCGAGUUGCAGUUCACGCUGCGUGACUGCAACAGCAUCCCGGGCGUGGCCGGCACCUGCAAGGAAACCUUUAACCUGUUGUACGCCGAGGCCGACUGGGACUCGGGCCGCGUGGUGCGCGAGGACCGUUACACCAAGAUCGACACCAUCGCGGCCGACGAGAGCUUCACGCAGGGCGACCUGGGCGAACGCAAGAUGAAGCUCAACACGGAAGUGCGUGAGAUUGGACACCUGAGCCGCAAGGGCUUCCACCUGGCCUUCCAGGACGUGGGUGCGUGCGUGGCGCUGGUGGCCGUGCGCGUCUACUACAAGCGCUGCCUGGCCACCGUGCAGAAUCUCGCCGUCUUCCCCGACACCGUGGCCGAGGCCGCCUUCGCCACGCUGGUCGAGGUGCGCGGCGUCUGCGUCAACAACUCCGAAGUGGAACCGGACAGCGCUCCCAGGAUGCACUGCAGUGCCGAAGGGGAGUGGCUCGUGCCCAUCGGGAAGUGCAGCUGCAGUGCCGGGUUUGAGGAGGGACACAGCAGCUGCGAGGCCUGCCCACCCGGCUCCUACAAGAUGUCCUCGCGUCAGCAGGAAUGCUUCGCGUGCCCGGCCCACAGUGUCGCCGAGGAGGAGGGCUCCGUGCUGUGUGUGUGCGAGGAGGACUACUACCGUACGCCGCUGGACGUCCCCUCAGCCCCCUGCACGCGACCUCCGACUCCACCCAGGAACCUCGCAUUCACGCUGAAGCAGUCGACGCUGGUGCUCGAGUGGGACCCGCCGACGGACUCCGGGGGCCGCGGGGACCUGUCCUACGCGGUGGGCUGCAGCUGGUGCGUGGGGCCGGGAGCCUGCGAGCCGUGCGGCGCCGGCGUGGCGUUCCUGCCGCAGCAGAGCGGCCUGACGGAGCGCAGCGUCACCGUGGUGAACCUGCUGCCGCACUCCAACUACACGUUCACCGUGGAGGCCCUGAACGGCGUCUCGGAGCUGCUGCCCAAGAAGCGCUUCUACGCCCAGGUGAACGUGUCCACCAGCUUGCCAGCCUCCUCGCUGGUGAGCGAGCUGCGUGCGGAGAAGAUCGAGCAGCGCAGCGUGACCCUGGUGUGGAGGGACUCUAGCCAUCAUAACAGCAGCCGCACGGAGUACGAGGUCAAGUAUUACGAGAAGGAGGAAAAGGACCAGAGCUACUCCACAGUGAAGACUUCCUCGACUCGCGUCAAUGUCAACAACCUCAAGCCCGGCACCACCUACGUGUUCCUGGUGCGACCCCGGUCUGCACCGCCUUCCUCGCUCUCGUCUUCUCCUCUAUCCUCCUCUUCCUCCUCAUCACUGUUGUCCUCCUCGACUUCCUCCUCCUCAUCGGCUUCCUCGCUGCUGGACUACGGGGCCUACAGUGACCCUCUGGAACUGCAGACUUUGGGCGAGUUGGCACUGGCCUCCAGCGAGCAGAACCCUGUGGUGAUCAUCGUCGUGAUCUCGGUGGCGGCCCUCAUCGUGUUGCUUUCCAUGGGCGCUGGUCUGCUCAUCUGGAGGAGGCAUUGCGGUUACAGCAAGGCGAGCCAAGAAGGCGACGAGGAGCUGUACUUCCAAUUUAAGAUCCCGACACGGAGGACGUACAUCGACCCGGAGACGUGCGAGGACCUAGUGCAGGCCGUCCACGUCUUCGCCAAGGAGCUGGACAACUCCAGUGUCAAGAUUGAGAGGAUCCUUCACACAGGCGAGUUUGGGGAGGUGUGCCGCGGCUGCCUGAAGCUGCCCAGCAAGCGCGACCUGCCGGUGACGAUCAAGACCCUCCGCGCCGGCUGCUCCGAGAAGCAGAGGAGAGCCUUCCUGUGCGAGGCCGGCGUCCUGGGCCAGUUCGACCACGGCAACAUCGUUCGCCUGGAGGGCGUCAUCACCCGCGGCAGCACCGUGAUGAUCGUGGUUGAGUGCAUGUCCAAUGGGGUCCUGGACUCUUUCCUGAGGAAACACGAAGGCCAGCUGAGCGUCCUGCAGCUGGUGGAAAUGCUGUGCGGUAUAGCCGCGGGGAUGAAGUACCUGACCGAGAUGGGCUUCGUCCACCGGCGCCUGGCUGCCCACAAGGUGCUGGUGAACAGCAGCCUCGUGUGCAAGGUGUCCGGCUUCCGGCCACUGCAGGAGGACAAGGUGGAGGCCGUGUACACCACACUGCACGGGGGCAAGAGCGCGAUCCUGUGGACGGCUCCGGAAGCCAUCCAGUACCACCGCUUCAGCUCGGCCUCCGACGUGUGGAGUUUUGGCAUCGUUAUGUGGGAGGUCAUGUCAUUCGGGGAGCGACCGUACUGGGACAUGGGGAAUCAGGACGUCAUCAAGGCCAUCGAGGACGGCUUCCGCCUGCCGGCCCCUGUGAAUUGCCCCGCCCCCCUGCACCAGCUGAUGCUGGACUGCUGGCAGAAGGAGCGCAGCGAACGACCCAAGUUCAGCCAGAUCCACAGCGCCCUGAGCAAGACCGUGCGCAGCCCCGAUGGCCUCGGCUCUUCGACCCUGGCACGCAGGACUCUCAGCUCCUCCAUUCCGCUGGCGGAGUGCUCCCUUCCAUCGCUGCCCACGUUCAGCUCCGUGGGGGAGUGGCUGGAGACGGUGGACAUGGGACGCUACAAGGACAGCUUCACGGCCGCAGGAUACUGCUACCUGGAGUCAGUGGCUCGCAUGACCGUUCAGGACGUGCUCAGCCUGGGCAUCACCUCUCUGGAACACCAGAAGCAGAUCCUUGCGGCCAUCCAGACCCUGAGAGCUCAGGUCAUCCAGAUGCACGGCCGCGGGGUGCAGGUGUAGCACAUGGAUGUGCCAACGAAUGCGAGGGAGGGGCCACUGGCCCCCGCUGCAUGAAAGGAGCUGUCUGUUGCUAAGGGUAACGGGAGGACCCCCCCGCACCGUGGCUCUUUUUGCCCAAGCCACCACUUGCCCAUCUUUCCUGGACUCCUCCUCUUCCUCGGAUCAGGGAGGAGCCAGCUACUCAGAGUGCGCUGGGCGUGGUUGGGGGCGGAGUUUCCAGAGGCUAUAUCUGGGGUUCGAACCCUGAGAACACACAGACUUUAUAACUGGCGCAAAAGGUCGACGUGCGUUUCAGGCAUUUCAGACUGGUCCCACACAGCGUUUCCACGGUUACGCCUGUUUGCUGUUUUUGUUUGAGGAAACUGCACGCAGCCAGCGCUGCUCCGCAGGGUGUCACCUGCACCGCGGUACGCCCUUCACUCUCCAUCGCAUUAGACGUUACCGCCCCUGUUCCGUUCUUAGCUUUACGGUCACGCCUGUGUUAUUUACCUUGUUGACCAGUAACGUAACCUGGGGUUUCACAUGUUACUUUUUUUAAUGUGCACAACAGGAUAUUGAACACAAACUGAAGAGCUUUCUCCAGGUCAGCAGUGCAUCUCCUUAAGCACUAUGCCACCUGCUGGUCAAGUCCUGCGCUGCUCUUUCACAGAGCCAAAGGAUGUAGGUCCUCCGUGUCCUGCAUAUUUGUCCAGGGAAAGUGAUUCCCGCGGUUGUUUAGCCGCUGUUUGGAAAAGGAGGUGAACACCGACCAUAUGAAACGUCCCUUUAUUUUGUGCUUUGAAACAUGUCUUAUGUUCCAUACUGACUGAACACGUGAGUUUUCUUUUCUUUUCCUUCAUGAUUUGUGGGUGACGACAACACACUGGACGGUUUCGCUCAGAUGCUGGGUACCAGGCAGCCUGGGACAGAGCUCAGGCCGCUUCUUCAGGCCUUUUCUGAUUGGAGGAGGCGGGACUUAGUCUGGGAGGCGGGGCUUUAUGUGGCUACACCUCCAAGGGACCAUGCGGCUGUCAGCUUUCUGGGGAGGGGGGGUGUGCAGGAUGUUUGAAUGAUCCAGGAUUUCUUGUCUAUAUGAAUCGUUCCCAGUCGUGCUCAUGACUUCACGGUCGUCCAAUAGCUCCGCCUCUCAUGGACAAAUUUGUUUGAAUGGACACACAAUUUGCUUAAGAACUUGUGUUUGUGUCUGUGGGUGGGUGAGUGUGUCUUGCUUCUCUCCUACUUCUUCUAGGGUUAGGGUCUGGAAGAAGAGGGAGAGAAGCAAUACACACAAACACACACACACACACACACACACACACACACACACACACACGGCUCCCUGCUCACUCUCUCCAUCAUUAUGAUCGCAGUGUCUACUAAUGUAAAUAUGUAUUUGAAAAUGCAAUCUAUUUUUCUAAGUUCUUCGAGGAGCAGUGUGUCGGCUCUA
Molecule: messenger RNA, 4573 nt
Organism: Scleropages formosus (Asian bonytongue)
Lineage: Eukaryota; Metazoa; Chordata; Actinopteri; Osteoglossiformes; Osteoglossidae
Gene: epha10
Product: EPH receptor A10
Exons: 17
Coding region: 91-3147 (1018 amino acids)
Biological process (GO): protein phosphorylation; ephrin receptor signaling pathway; axon guidance
Cellular component (GO): dendrite; plasma membrane
Molecular function (GO): protein binding; ATP binding; transmembrane-ephrin receptor activity
Source: RefSeq, a predicted model, not a curated record